Molecule: messenger RNA, 843 nt
Organism: Drosophila serrata
Lineage: Eukaryota; Metazoa; Arthropoda; Insecta; Diptera; Drosophilidae
Product: alpha- and gamma-adaptin-binding protein p34
Source: RefSeq, a predicted model, not a curated record
UGGUGUUUACAUUUUGUUUAGUGACUGGAAAUAAAUAAAGAAAUUAAAUUAGCCAAAGCCUGUAACUACGUUAUACUAAAAUGGAUCCAGUCGUAUUAGUUUUGUCAUAUGGCAGCACUGUAUCUCCAUUGGAAAUAGUCGAAAAUAUUUUAUCAGAAAUGGAACAACCCAAAGAAUCAAAUUCAACAGAAUGUUCUUUGGAAAGCUACAAAUGCGGCAUUAAAACGAAGUACUAUAACACCUCCAUAAACUUAGUUCCAUUUACUGGCAAAUUGGAAAUUGUUCCGGAGGAUAUCCUACAGGCAACGGAAGCGCUAAUAAUAUACUUUGACCCAAAGGAGACUUCGUUUAUCGACACCAUUCCGAAUACAUUAUCCAAAAAUGAGCAAAUCCAGUUAGGUUUUCUUUUGACAUCAAGUUCUACGGGUGGAGAAAGUGGCAUAUCCUUUGGGGAGCUCAAGGAGCGUACUAAUUUCUUCUUCGACAUAAUUACGUUAAAGAAAAGCAAUAACUCUGAAAGCGAUUCAGAUGAAGGGGAAAGGGAAUACGAAGAAGUUGUGGAGGGAUUAAAAAAUGUCGUCUGGUCGAACGUUACAAUGGGCUCUAAAGACCACAAAGAUGAUAUAAGUAAUGAUGAACUGGAUAACCAACUGAAGGACUUUGAAAACUUACUGCUUACUGCGCAGAGUUUACGUAAUGAUACGAGUUUAACGCGAGAACAGUUCCUGGACAGAGCUGAGCAGUUUGCCGGCAUAGUUUCCGCGAUUUUAAAUGACAAUGAUAGCGAUUAAUCAUGAUUUAUCCUUAUCCUUUUAUUGCUAUUAAUAAAAUAUUCAAAACACA